Messenger RNA from Aspergillus novofumigatus IBT 16806, 330 nucleotides. RefSeq lists its product as uncharacterized. The record is from RefSeq and is a predicted model, not a curated record. NCBI's taxonomy places the organism in Eukaryota, Fungi, Ascomycota, Eurotiomycetes, Eurotiales, Aspergillaceae. The transcript has a single exon. Bases 1 to 330 code for a protein of 109 amino acids.
AUGCGCGACAACAGCGAGAUUCCGAGGGGCCUGCGAUUGGAUUGCUUCCUCUAUGUUGAUGAGGAGUCUUUGCAAUCGCGCGACGAGUCCAGAUCGUACGUCUGGUUGGGCGAGCCGGAGGAGACGGCUGAGGCGCUCAAGGUGCACAUCAAGCACAUCGCCCCGACGCUCUUUGCGCGUGUUACACAGCGCGAUCUCGUGGGUGAGGCAAAACGAAGACCGUAUCGCCAUACCUCGGAGCUGGGACUGUUGCAUCGGGAGGCGCGUCACUCGCGGAAUGCGGAGGGGGAGCCCGAUGGGAUUUGGCCGCCUCCGGCUCGAUAUAUGUGA